UUCUUCACAAAGAUAAUAGACUCAUCUCAAAAGCUCACACAUGACCCAAGAACCCUAGAGAAGAGGGAAUGAGAGAAUUCAUUCUCGAUUUUGAAUACAUCGCCGAAGGAUUUUGUUGACAAUCUUUUUCUCCAAUGGGUUUAAUCAAGAACACAGUUCAUUACUGUUGUGUCUCAAGAGACAAUCAGAUUCUUUACUCUUACAACGGUGGAGACCAAACCAACGAGAGUCUUGCUGCUUUGUGUUUAGAAAAGUCUCCUCCUUUUCACAAUUGGUACUUUGAAACUAUUGGGAAGAGAAGAUUUGGGUUUUUAUUUGGAGAUGGGUUUGUUUAUUUCGCCAUUGUUGAUGAGGUUUUGAAGAGAUCUAGUGUUCUUAAGUUUCUUGAACAUUUGAGAGAUGAAUUCAAGAAAGCUGCGAGGAAUAAUUCUAGAGGAAGUUUUACUGCUAUGAUUGGUUCUAUUAAUGUUGAAGAUCAGCUUGUUCCUGUUGUUGCUAGACUUAUAGCUUCGCUUGAACGUGUUGCUGCUGAGAGUACUAACAAUGAAUUGAAGAGUAAUCUUGGUGAACAAAGCGAAGUUUCGAAUUCGACUAAAGCUCCGUUGUUGGGGAGGUCAAGUAAGCAAGAGAAGAAGAAAGGGAAAGAUCAUGUGAUUUCACUUAGAGGCAUUGAGGUUGAAGAACACAGAAAGUCUAAUGAUAGGGAGAACAGAACCGAUGUUUCAGCGGGAGCGGGAGCAGGAACGUCGUUGGAGAAGGAAUGUGUAUCGAGUAGAGGACGUUCUGUUACUCAAAGCUUUGAAUGGAAAUGGCGGCGUUUAGUUCAGAUUGUUCUUGCUAUUGAUGCAGCUAUUUGCUUGACACUGUUUGGUAUUUGGUUGGCUAUAUGUCGGGGUAUCGAGUGUACACGUUCGUGAUCUACAAAUUCUGUUUCUGAUUGUGUAAAACAAAACUCGGAUAUACACGAUAUCGAUUCUUUACAUUCCCUUGUGCAAUUCCAGUAGGCAAAACUAUGCAGCAUUGUUGAUUGUAUGUGAAGCCUUAAGUUACAAUUUUGCUUUAUUCACAGCUUUGAAUAUGUACAGUUGGAUCUAGUUUCUGUUCAGUGUUAUUUGUGACUUCACGAUA
Molecule: messenger RNA, 1128 nt
Organism: Arabidopsis lyrata subsp. lyrata
Lineage: Eukaryota; Viridiplantae; Streptophyta; Magnoliopsida; Brassicales; Brassicaceae
Product: phytolongin Phyl1.1
Exons: 2
Coding region: 135-917 (260 amino acids)
Cellular component (GO): membrane
Source: RefSeq, a predicted model, not a curated record